AUACAAUAUUUACCACAAACACACUAUAUUGCCAAAAGCAUUGGGACACCCCUCCAAAUCAUUGGAUUCAGGUGUUCCAAUCAGCUGCUUCUACAAAUAUUUGUGAAAGAAUGGGUUACUCUCAGGAGCUCAGUGAAUUCAAGCGUGGUGUGAUACCGUUAUAGGUUGCCAUCUAUCCAUCCAUGAAAUUUCCUUGCUACUAAAUAUUCCAUGGUCAACUGUUAGUGGUAUUAUAACAAAGUGGAAGCAACUGGGAACAGCAACUCAGCUACAAAGUAGUAAGCCACGACAAAAUGGCACAGCGGGGUCAGUGCAUGCUGAAGUGCAAAGUGCACAGAAGUCUCCAACUGUCUACAGAAUCAAUAGCUAAAGACCUCCAAACUUCGUGUGGCCUUCAGAUUAGCACAACAGUGUGUAGAAAGCUUCAUGGAAUGGGUUUCCAUGGCCAAACAGCUGCAGUGCAAAGUGCAGUGCACAGCGUCAGAUGCAGUUGUGUAAAUCGUGCCACCACUGGAUUUUAGAGCGGUACUUGCCUGACUGCAUUGUGCCAAGUGGAAAGCUU
Messenger RNA from Staurois parvus, 562 nucleotides. The record is from the annotation of a GenBank genome assembly. NCBI's taxonomy places the organism in Eukaryota, Metazoa, Chordata, Amphibia, Anura, Ranidae.